AAUUAGUAUAGAUAAAUAUUUCAUAAUUUUUUAGUUUAUAGCGAAUGAAUGGUUCAUAAAUUAAAUGGAAAUGACAAAACAAUUCUAUAGAAUCAUGUAAGACGGAAAGAUCUUUUGAAUCUAAUUAUUCGAUUAUAUUGACAAUUUCAAAAAACUGUUCAUACUAUGAACAUAGUAUGAUGGCAGUUGGGCACAUAUGCCCCCAUCGUCUAGCGGUUCAGGACAUCUCUCUUUCAAGGAGACAACGGGGAUUCGACUUCCCCUGGGGGUAGGGUACUACAAAAGGAAGUUGAUCCUAGAUUAUCAAUAAGCCUAAAAUUGAAUCGAUUCUUCCUGGGUCGAUGCCCGAGCGGUUAAUGGGGACGGACUGUAAAUUCGUUGGCAAUAUGUCUACGCUGGUUCAAAUCCAGCUCGGCCCAAUAA
This is a messenger RNA of Spinacia oleracea (spinach), 423 nucleotides long. RefSeq lists its product as uncharacterized. Lineage: Eukaryota; Viridiplantae; Streptophyta; Magnoliopsida; Caryophyllales; Amaranthaceae. The transcript has a single exon. Bases 177 to 272 code for a protein of 31 amino acids. The record is from RefSeq and is a predicted model, not a curated record.